UGAGGGGGCGGUGGCCGGGGCAGGCCGGAGCUCGGCCAGAGGCUGUCGGUCGCUCUGUGAGUCUGCUUGAGGGAGAACGCUGUCACGGCUGGAGAAAGCCGACGAGAAAGCUUUUCCACGUUCUCCCUUGAGCGGCUUCCAGUGGCGGCGUCUCCCGCGCAGCGGCAGCUCGGCAGCCCGCCUGGGCGGGCGGGAGCGGUGAGGGGCAGCGGGCCGGGUCCCGUGCCCCCGGAGCGGGUUCAUCCACUCUGUGCUGCUGGUCAGGGACCACCUGCGAGUCAGGGCAGAGUGGAAGUGCGGGACUUGAAGACCUCGGCAUACGCCAGCACGUCUCAGUUUGGUCCGUUAUUUGGCCCUUCAGCUUGGAGAGCAUUUGAAGCCUGGUGGAAUAUUGCAAUGGCAGCUCAGAUGACUGAUGCUCACCGACGGUUCUUGCAGGUCCUGAUGUCUCAUGGGAUAAUGGAAGGAUCAGAGGCCAGGAAAUUACACAGGCGCUGCUGUGAAAUCCAUAAAGUGUACUACGCGCACGAUAAACUAGAUGAUUUCAUCAGUACUAUUAACAGCCAUCUGCAGCCUUUGUUUAUGCAGAUCCGGAAAGGAAUGUCGGAAGGCGAUGGGAGAGCACAUUACGCUUUGGUGAAUUUGGCAGAAACUGAAAUAACUAAAAUGGCAUCUGACUAUACAGAAAACGAAUUAGAAUUGUUCAGAAAAGCAAUGGACCUAAUAAUUUUAUCAGAAAAUGGCUUUGCCUCUUCUACAGAGAUUUUAAACCUUGCUGACCAACUUAAGACCAAGAAAAUGAAGAAAAAGGAAGCAGAACAAGUGCUGAAAGUUUUUGUGGAGGAUAAGUGGCUCUCUGAGAGAAAUGGAGAAUAUACUCUGCAUACUCGCUGCAUUAUUGAGAUGGAACAAUACAUUCUCAGCAACUACCAAGAUGUGGCAAGGAAGUGUAACAUCUGUCACAGCCUUGCCAUCCAGAGCCAAGUAUGUGAAUCCUGUGGAAUUGCAAUGCAUUUACCUUGUGUCAGAAAGUACUUUAGAGCUCAGACUGAACCACGCUGUCCGCAGUGUAAUGAUUUCUGGUCCUGCGACAUUCCAGGUACGAGUCGGAUGGACUCCCAGUCACCAUCAAAAACAGGGAGAGCAGAGAAGAGCUUCAUUCUCAGCCCUAGACGAUGCUAAUAAAACUUGCUUUCAGUGAAAUCUUUUUACCCCACUCUUGCAGAAUAGCGAGACUGUAUUGUAUUCAUUAGUCACAGUGCACGGUUCAGUGUACUUAUUUUUUCCUGAAGUUUUAAGAAUCUUAAAAUAAAACUAUCAUUGACCUUCCUGUUCUCCUCCACAGUUAUGCCUGCACAGCUUUCUUGGAGACUGUUUUGUGUAUGUGCUUCUCCUCUCGGAGGCUGUUUUGUGUAUGUAGUUCCCUAUAUUCUGGGGUUAGGACUCUCAGUGCAUGUUUGGGAAUGAAAGAUGCAAAUGGUUUUAGUCAAUCUUGCAAGCUGAUCUAUGCAGGUGAACUAUUACAAGUAGCCUUUCUCAGCAAGGGUAUUCCCUAUUUGUGCUGUUUCACUUGCACAACUGAAAAUGAAACCUGUUACUAGCACCACAGGGCUUCCAAGUAGGUGAAAAGUCAAUGCAGCACUUGAGGUCUCCUCACUAAGGCAGCUGGCUGAAUUAUCUGAUCUAGGGCUAGAGUUUUAACACUUUCAGUUGGGACCAUUGCUUGGGUUUUGUCCCUUCUUUAGACACAGAGGAGUUCAUCUGAGAUAAGGCCAGGUCAUGAGCAGCUACGCUCAAUAAGAGGGAAUAUUCCCACAGUCAAAACGAUUGCGAAGGAGUAGGACAAGACUUCUGGGGCAAUGCCAGCUUACAUCUGCAAAGUGUUGGAAAAAAUGAUUAUCUUAAGAUUCUUUUAGUUUUUAGUAUUAGCACUUCACUCUCCAGUUUUAUGUAAAGAUGCCUUUUCCUUCAAAAGUGACUUGAAAAAAGACAAGGACUAGAUACUGCCACAUACAAGAAUGGAAUGGCAGCAGCUCUUUUCCUUGGUAGAAACAUGUCACACUGCAGAAGGCGGAGUGGCAGCAGCUCAGCUGAUGGUUAAUCAAAGUAUGAUUAAGCUUUGGU
Grus americana (Whooping crane) is the source of this 2124-nucleotide messenger RNA. RefSeq names its product NSE1 homolog, SMC5-SMC6 complex component (gene NSMCE1). Bases 397 to 1182 code for a protein of 261 amino acids. The record is from RefSeq and is a predicted model, not a curated record. Gene Ontology annotation, cellular component: Smc5-Smc6 complex; nucleus. Lineage: Eukaryota; Metazoa; Chordata; Aves; Gruiformes; Gruidae. The transcript is spliced from 8 exons. Gene Ontology annotation, molecular function: ubiquitin-protein transferase activity. Gene Ontology annotation, biological process: double-strand break repair via homologous recombination; DNA damage tolerance.